Messenger RNA from Astyanax mexicanus (Mexican tetra), 11148 nucleotides. It is a transcript of the gene dot1l, whose product is annotated as DOT1-like histone H3K79 methyltransferase. Bases 456 to 5174 code for a protein of 1572 amino acids. Gene Ontology annotation, biological process: regulation of transcription regulatory region DNA binding; DNA repair; DNA damage checkpoint signaling. The record is from RefSeq and is a predicted model, not a curated record. NCBI's taxonomy places the organism in Eukaryota, Metazoa, Chordata, Actinopteri, Characiformes, Acestrorhamphidae. Gene Ontology annotation, molecular function: histone H3K79 methyltransferase activity. Gene Ontology annotation, cellular component: nucleus. The transcript has 29 exons.
CAUCACCGUUCAGCCAAUGUUAAAGUUGAGAGAAGUAAUCCCCCGCUGUGUGUCAGUAAAAAGGUGCCUCCCUUCCCUAUCAGCCGCGGGCUGGGGGUUUAUCUCCGUGCCUCUCUCCCUUUCGCUUUGGUUCAGCCUUCUCCUCUCUCACUCAUUGCUCUUCUUUUUUUCCUCGCCGGUCAAGAUGGCGGCGGCAGCGCCGAGAUGGAGCAUCCGCUCGACAUGAGCAGUUUUCUUUUUUUAUCGAAAUUACCCGAAAUAUCUCACUUCAGUCCGAGUAAACAAGGCGGCGGGCUUUUUUAAACUGCGCCUAAGCUUCUCUUAACUUUUGACUGUUCUAGUUUCACCGACUGUUCGGAUAUUUUCUGUCAAAAUGUUGAAACUGUAGCCAGUCGGAGGUCUCUUGUCUCUGCACUAGCACGCUAAGCUAGCAAGCUAACGCCGCCGAGAGUAGGAUGGGAGAGAAGCUGGAGCUGAAGCUAAAGUCGCCGGUUGGAGCCGAAGCUGCGGGAUACCCGUGGCCGCUGCCAGUAUACGAUAAACAUCAUGAUGCUGCACAUGAAAUCAUUGAAACCAUCCGAUGGGUGUGUGAGGAGAUCCCAGACCUUAAGCUGGCCAUGGAGAACUAUGUUCUCAUCGACUAUGACACCAAGAGCUUCGAGAGUAUGCAACGGCUGUGUGACAAGUACAACAGAGCCAUUGACAGCAUUCACCAGCUGUGGAAAGGGACCACUCAGCCAAUGAAGCUGAAUAAGAGGCCUUCCAACGGCCUGCUGCGCCACAUCCUGCAGCAGGUCUAUAAUCACUCCGUCACUGACCCGGAGAAGCUCAACAACUAUGAACCCUUCUCCCCGGAGGUGUACGGAGAGACCUCCUUUGACCUGGUGGCUCAGAUCAUAGAUGAGAUUGAGAUGAUGGAGGAGGACACCUUUGUGGACCUCGGCAGCGGUGUUGGUCAGGUGGUUCUGCAGGUUGCUGCAGCCACGAACUGUAAGCACUACUAUGGUGUGGAGAAGGCAGACAUUCCAGCUACGUAUGCCGAGGCAAUGGACAAAGAGUUCAAGAGGUGGAUGAGAUGGUAUGGGAAAAAGCAUGGAGAGUACACGCUAGAGAGAGGAGACUUCCUUUCUGAAGACUGGAAAGAAAGGAUAGCUACUACAAGUGUUAUUUUUGUGAAUAACUUUGCCUUUGGUCCAGAAGUAGAUCACCAACUGAAGGAGCGUUUUGCCAACAUGAAGGAAGGCGGAAAAAUUGUAUCCUCAAAACCUUUUGCACCUCUCAAUUUUAGAAUAAAUAGUCGAAACUUGAGUGAUAUUGGCACAAUAAUGCGUGUUGUUGAACUGUCUCCACUGAGAGGCUCAGUCUCUUGGACAGGGAAGCCAGUUUCCUACUAUCUCCAUACAAUAGAUCGUACCAUACUUGAAAACUAUUUUUCUAGUCUCAAAAAUCCUAAACUCAGGGAGGAGCAGGAGGCCGCAAGACGGCGUCAGCAGAAGGACACCAAGGACAGUAAGAGCAACACCACCACCCCGACCAAGCCGAAGGAACACAGGGACUCCGGUGGUGAGGAAGAGAGCGCAGCACCGCCGGUACCUGUGAAGCCGUCUCCUAAACCUCGUCGUGCCAAGCUACUGGCUAAGGGCCGCAAGCUGGGCAGCAAGAAACGUGGGCGGCCCAAGAAGGCUGCAGCGGCUGCAGCUGCUGAGCGUAAGACCAAGAAGAGCCAGAGUGCGCUGGAUCUUUUGCAUGCCAAGACCCUCUCAGCAGCCCCCCCUCAGGAUGGGUACAGGUCUCCACAGAGCCCAUUCUACCAGCUACCUCCCAAAGUGCAGCAUUACACAGCGAGCCAGCUCCUGCUCGGGCCCAUGCCGCCAGGCCUGCAGACUCUGCUGGAUAACAUCAAAGUCCAGUACCUGCAGUUCAUGGCCUACAUGAAGACGCCACAGUAUCGCACAAACCUGCAGCAAGCUCUGGAGCAGGAGAGGCUCAGACACACUGAACUGUCAGGUCAAGCCCAGCAGCUGAUGAGUGCUUGCCAUGCUCAUAAGGAGAGGAUCACAGACCUUUUCCAGUCCAAACUGGAGGAGGUAAGGCUGUGUCUGGGAGUGAAGGCAGUGACUGUGGAAGACCUGGUGCAGGCUCAAAAAGAGAUCACAGCCCACAACAUGCAACUGAGGGAGCAGACCAAGCAGUUAGAGCAAGACAUGGCUGAACUGAAGGACCAGAGCCUGAUGUUGCUGAAGGCACGCUGUGAGGAGCUGAAGCUGGACUGGGGCUCUCUGUGUCUGGAGACUCUGUUAAAAGAGAAAGCUGCUUUGCGAAGGCAGAUUUCUGAGAAACAGCGCCACUGCCUGGAGCUUCAGAUUAGUAUCGUCGAACUAGAGAAGAGCCAGAGACAGCAGGAAUUGCUGCAGCUCAAGUCCUCCUACAGCCCAUGCGAGGACUCUCCCUACCGCAAGAACUUCCCAAGCCUUGAGCCACGCCCUCCCAUGGAUUCAGACACCCCAAAGCUUUCUGGCCUCAAUGGCCUCAGCCCUGAACUCUCCAUUAACGGCACUGCAUCUCCUGGUUAUGAGCGGAGUAGCGGCAGCAGUAGCAAAACUGAGCUUUUUUCCCGCUACCUGCCCAUCUCCCCCGACCACGAGAUCGUGCCCCCCACCCCCGAUUCCCGGUGCAGGCACGUGGGCCAGCCGCUGCCCGACUACACCCGCUUUUCUCCAGCCAAGAUUGCUCUCCGCAGGCAUUUGAACCAGGACCCAUCCACAAGCCAGUUUAGGUCACUUGGAACCAUCCAUAGGGGUGAUGUUGGUGCUGUACCGUCUCCCACCUUAAGUUUGAAACAGGGUUGCUCCUCACCAAACGCAUCUGAUAAUCAACAAACCGCCACCGCCAAGAAUACAGACAGGGUGAGUAAGGAGAAGAGCCCAGCAGGUACAGGUGACAGUAUUACUAGUCUCCCAAUCAGCAUUCCUCUCAGCACUGUGCAUCCCAAUAAGCUUCCUGUCAGCAUCCCAUUGGCCAGUGUAGUGCUGCCCAGUCGUGCUGAGAGACUGAGGAAUACUCCCAGUCCUGUUUCCAGUAGGGAGCUGUCAGCAGUGCAGAACAGCAAACAGCCUCUGACACCUAACUCAGGGUACUCCUCCAACUCAGGGUUGGUAAACGGCUCCCACUCUACUGUGCUGACAAGCGAUCAGGACUGCAAUGCACCAUCCCCUCCACCUCACAGUACCCCCCUAAUGGGCCUCCAGCCUCGUGGCACUGGCCUUAGCCCUCCCCUGGGCACCGGAGGAGUCCUGCAGUAUGCAGACAGGCCUCCUCGUCUUCCCCCUGAGGAGGGCCCAGAGCGGCUGGGACCCGAAUCAGACCUUGAGGCUCUGGAUAGUGAGGCCCGUCGUCGAAUCUUCUUCUCAUCCUCCUCUUCGUCCUCCUCUUCAUCCUCCUCCUCUGUGGGAGGCUCCCGGCUGCACCACGGCUCAUCUAAGCAACAUCACCACAGCAGCCGCCACCAACACCAUCACCACCACCAUCACCACCACCACCACUCUCCAGGCUCCCACGGUCAAGAGGGUCGCAAAAGGGGCCGCCGGAAGCGCAGCUCCUCUGGGCUUCCACCAGCAAGCGGCUCCCCUAAAAGGAGGUCCUUUCAAGGCCUUGGUUGUGCUGGUCAUUCCUCUGGCUCCCCACUUAAUAUCAACACCAUGGUUAACAACAUUAAUCAGCCUUUGGAGAUCUCGGCAAUCUCCUCUCCAGAACAGGCGGGCCGCAGUCCAUGUGAAGCAGACCUAGACCAGCCACCGGUCCUAAAGAGAGAACGACCCCUGGAGCUAAAUGGCUCCAGCCGCUAUUCUUCCACCCCCAGCUCAGAAGAUGAAGAUGCUGGCUACCCUGCAGAUAGCAGUUCCUCACGAAUUGAAAGAAAAAUUGCAACGAUUUCCCUUGAGAGCCGGGAUGGUGAUAGAGGUUCUCAGGGGCGCAAAUCAGGGCCCAGCAGUGUGAGCAGUGAGGUCUCCUCCACUUCCAGCAAAUGGAAGUCCACUUUUUCGCCCAUCUCUGACCCCAAGCCUACCCCACCUGAUCUCCGACAAGGAGGCUCCCCCUUUGGCAUGGGUGUGUCCCGCGGAGGGGGCACAGACUCCGACUCGGAUCAGAAGCAGCAGAGGAGGACAGAGCGGGAAGCAUACGGGAACCCUAAGGCUUUCAUGGCCUCAGAGGCGAGUGGGCGCUCGGCAGGAAUGUCUGAGAGGCCGCAACAGAAGCAGAAACCUCGGGAGUGGGAGCUGAAGGCUGUGAGUGGAUUGGCAAGCCAGAACCUCUUCAUAUCUGCUGCAACCACUGGAGGCAUCCUGAGUGGCAAAGUGAGCGGUGCAACUACAGUUUCUUCUGCCUCCUCGGUGGGACAGUACUUCCCUUUGGGUACACCCUCAGUCUUACAGACCUUGUUCGGAGCUCAGACGUCCAGCCCAGCCACCAGCGGAGCACCACGAUUGGUUAACGGCCACUCUGCACUGGGCAGCUUUUCCAGCGCUGGGCUGGCAGGAGGUGCUGCAGGAGGGAUUUUUCACCACAUGGUGCCUUCUUCAGUGUCCUCUCAGCAGUCUGGGGCCACGCUGGCCGGCCCCGGGGCCCUUGGCUCCCUGCUCAGUCUUUCUUCCCCCCAGCAGAGACAUCCAGACGCCAAAGCCUCUGGGGCCUCCUCGUUCCUGGCCUCUGGCUCCUCCGUCUUCCCCCCUUCGCAGGCACAGCAUGGCCGCACGCAGACCGUCCUGCACGCUCCUUCCCCUCCCACGCUCUCAUUGCCUCCCCCUCCCCCCCUCCUCAAUGUUUCCUCCUCUUCCUCCUCCACCCCUCCUCAGCCUUCUCCGCCUUGUGAGAGACAACAGUCCAAUUCCCUCCAAACACUGCGAACCGCCCCAUCCUCAUCGUCCUCCACAUUGGUCCCCUCCCCGGCUUCCGCUGCUUGUGCCACGGCCACUCCCACUGCUUCCUCCCUCUCCUCGUCUUCCUCUCGACCCUUCACCGUUCACUACCAGCCUCACCUGCCCCCUCCGGCCACCCCCAGCGGCGGCAGUACCGGAGGCAGCAGUAGCGGUAGCGGAGGUGUAACCUCCUGGAGGACUCUGGGUUUGCAGGCGACUUACAGCGCCUCGCAGGUCCCCAGCGCCCGUCCCAGAUAGGAGCCAGCAUCAACUGCGCUUUGGGGGGGGGGGUUGGGGCAAGGGAGAGGGGGGAAAAGCUUGGGAAUUUUUUUAAUGGGGAAGCUGCUGCAUUGUACCUCUCCCAGCUGCUGUCUCAGUCUGAACAAGGUAACUGAAGCAAUCUACCUCAACCCAACGUAACCUAUGCAAUGGACAGGUGUGGACCAAUGGGCUCUUCUCCCUCACUGGUGCUCUCACAUUUGCUAACGCCGCUGCGGUAAAUCCGGCAUGGGUAUCAGAACUCAGCGAAGGUGCAGCUGAACUUGUACACACAAACAAAUACACACACAGUUAUACAGACACAUAAAGGCCCACUCAUGGAAUGGUGCUCCGGUCUGGUGAAAGUUGAAAAGGGAGGCACAUAGGCAAAAAUGACCAUGUUAACAUUCAGAAAUGUUUGUCUUACCCAUGUCUUGGGAAAGGGUUCAUUUUUAAAAACAUCAGUUGAGGGAUUUUAUGCUCAAUUUGGGAUGCCACGGGUAUGGAAUUGAUUGUCCUGCAAAAGUCAUAUUUAUGAAAAUGAUGGGUUUUUAUUUUCCUUUUUUUAUAUAUAUAUAUUUUGAACUCCAUUAAAACAUGAGAUCCACUGAGCCAUGACAUAUAGUAAUUGUCAUUCCUGAAUUGGUCUUUUCUGCAGAGGGGAAUUAAACAGUUAUUGGUUGCAUCCUCAUACAGACUGUGUGCCUCCCUGGUGCUGAAGCCUACUGUUAAUAAUUCCCACCUCAUGUGCUGCAUACUCUGAUAAUUGUAGGGCACCUACUUUAAAGAUACAUGGAAAAAUACAUUGAAAAAAAAGAAAAAAAAAGGUUUCAUUUAAACAGUUAAUUGUUUUGAGUUAAAAAUCACUCUAAAAUGCAGCUAUUUGGUGGAUACAUACACUCUUCUACACUGGAGAGCAGAACUGUGGAGCUGUUCAUUACACACAACUAUCAUGAGCUAAAUUUGUUUACUGUGCUUUAAAAAAAAGCAAAAUUACCCAUUUUUAAUUUAUAUUUUUUAAUCGAUUUACAGAUUAAUAACAAUAGCAGUUCAGUCAUGCCUCUUAGGGACCCACAAUACUGUACAUAAAUGGAAUUCUUCUGUCUCUAAUCUUACAAACCCUGUUCAGCAUAUUAAUUAACAAACCAACAAUUCCUCUGCUACUCCACACAAGUCCUCCACUCUUGAUACCACCACCACACACUUCUACACUUGCUAAAGCACAACCUACCAGGAUUAAACACUGAAAGCCUGUGUGCAAAUGCAUGAAGUAAAAGGCGCAAAUUGAUUGGGUUAGUUCAGCUAACUGCCGAAGCUAUUUAAUAAUCACUACAUUUGUCCUAGCUCAGCCCAAGGCUUGCUUUUUGCUUUUUAAGAAUUUGUUUUAAAUAUGAAAUCUUAUUUUUAAUAUGCUUCCUUUUCCCUUAGUGCUAAUAUCCUUUGAAGAUGCACCUAUGUGCAGACUUGAAGCUUAGUGACGUGUACAUGAAAUAUUCAGGUGAUUUUUAUCAGAGACAAAAGAUUUGUGGUGCUGAAACAAUUUUCACAAAGACCUAGCAUCUGCCUUUGGAUGAUCCACUCCAGUAAUAUUUAUGUGGUGCUUUUAGAAAAAAGGAACAGCUCACAUACAUACAUACAUACAUACAUACAUACAUGAAAAUACACACACAUACACAGAUCUAAAAGAAAUAAAUCACACUGGGGAAAUGAAACAUGUCAAAGAAAAACUACUGGGCAACUUUCACCUUAUUUUCCAUUAUUCCUAUUUCUGUGUUUAUUGACAGCUUUUUUUGUACUGUGAAUGGGAUUCACUCUCAGACUGUAUAAUUGUAUAUAUGAUUUAGAUUAUUUAUCAUUUCAGUUUUGGUUUAUUGUAAUUGUUUUGUUCAUUUUUUUCUGUGUGUAACAGUCGAGCACAAAUGUGCAAAGUGUGUGUACUUGACUCACAGUCUUGGGGAAAAAAAAAAAAACAUGGUGCUACAAUCUGUACAACUCUGGACUGUGCCUAUUUAUAUUAUGAACAUCAAAGUAAAAGAUCGAAUCUGGGUGCUUUUGUUAACAGGGACUUUUUCUUGCUGUUUUGUGGCUUUUUUUUCCCUCCUCCCUUUUCGGAUAUUUAUAAUGUAAUAGCAUUUAGCACCGAGUGUGAAGCAUGGAAGCAUGUUUCAUUAGUGCUAUAGACAAUGGCUGAUGAUAGUGUAUAAAUAUACAUAUUUGAAACACCUCUUUGCUCUUAGGAACCAGAGAUUUACAUUAUUUACAUCAUAAUGCAGCUCUUUGCACCUCGAUCUACACUCAAUGUUUUUUUGUUUUGUUUUUUUUUUUAUAGUAGAGGCAGUGGAUCUGUCUACAAUUGCAAGAAAAGAUAAAGUAGACCCUUUGGAAUUAUUUGUACCUUCCACAUGUAUUACUAGUAACUGUGGCCUGGUCAUGAUUUAUGUUGGGAUUAUACACAAUCAAAGUAAACUAUGAUGAUACAGUUGUACUGUGAGUAAACUCUACAUUGCAGGCUAGAAAAAGUAAGUGUUUCAGCAUUUAACAUUUUUGGGAUGCUUAAAGUUUGGUGUGCACUGUUCUGUUUCCUCUAAAAUGUUUUUACAUCAUAUGUACUCUGUAGGUCUUUUGCUGUUACUAUUGAAUUCUUUCUCGCAUCCUUAUUGUUUGCUUGUAGCAUCCCAAACCCCACACUACCAUGUAAAAUAGGGUGUUAAAUAGUGCAGCACCAUUAUACGUGUUAAUGUAGUGAAUAAAGUAUGGAGUGUGUGAUUUGGGACACAGACAUAGAUUCUUUUUGUGAGUGAACUGUGCUACAACUGCUAUGCAUAACUUUAACAAAUUUUAAUGGCUGUAAUUAACAGACAAAGCACAUGCAUUUUUGAAAGGCUAAUUAUCCAACCCACUCAUUAGGACUCUUUUUUUUUUUUUUUUUUUCAUUACUAUUUAUAAUGGCAAUACUAGAAGACUGAAGAUUAGCAUACACCUCCCCUAACAUGUGAGGUCAGCCAUCGCCUUUUUUUUUUUUUUUUUUUUUUUAAACUGCUGCUGAUGCAAUAGCUGACCAACAUCAACUUGGGAGUGAUGUGGGGAGAGAGCGCCAUCUACUUACCCCAAAUAGAGUAAGGUGAACAACAUGACCCAAGAUUCGAACCAGCAAGCAUUGGAUCAUAGCGGCAGCCCCUUAGUCUGCUAGUCCACUCAGAGCCUCUAAUAAAGCACCCACACUAAUCUUAUCUUCUUAAUUCUUAAUAAACUUUUCAAAUCCAAUACAAUAUAUUUUAGCAUUUAUAGCAUUUUUACAACUAAUGUAUAAAUGUAAUGCAUAAACUUGGAAGUAGGACAGAGUCAAACAUAAAACUUAGAAUCUCCAGUGAACGACAUUGAAAAGGAAAAACUCCCUCAGAGUUGUAGGAAGAAACUUUGGGAAGAACUAAGGCUGAUAAGGAGGGACCCAUUAUCCUCUCGUCAGACUACUUAUACAUUCAUUAUAAAUAUUCACAUAGAUGUAAUAUAUUCAUGUGAGUAGCCAAAAUAGCAAUUGAAACAAUAAAAAAUGCUAGAUAAAGUCCAUGUAAACCUAAACAUAGACAGUAGUGGAAAGUGAGCAACUAGUCCAAAGAGCUAACUUUUGCCAGUUAGCUCUCAAAGAAGCCAUUAACACAAAAGUUCACUUACUUUUUCAAGCCUGCACUGUCAAUGUUUACUCAGUAUGCUCAAUAAAAGAACAUGAACAGUAAAGACAACUGUUUGUGUUAUUAGCUUGGUUAGAUUUUGUUUGUCUAGUCAUGACUUGAGUGAUUGAUUUCUAAUAAAAUGUGGUCUGAUCAAUGUGGAAAUCUUGGCAGUUCCAGCAGGUCAAAUACAACUUUUUUUCUUGCAAGUGUAGAACCAUGACACAUUUGAGAACCAUUUGAGUGCGUGUUUUUUCCUGCUUAAAGGGUCCUUGAAACACAAGCUAAACCUCUUAUAUAAGGUUCUUUAUAGAAAAAGGCUGUGUGUAUAUAGCAGCAACAGGGUUCCAUUAUUGGUAUUUAUUUUAGUACUUUACGGAAGCCUGUUGAUAAGCGUGUAAUGUUUGAGAGAUAUGUGAAUCCUUGUGCGUUGGCAAGAUCUGUUGCUGAAAAAUAAAAAAAUCUCUUAAAGGCGGGGUUCCGUCUUCACUGGUGCUGAUGUUUAGCAGCAAAUGCUAGCAGCCUUUAGACAAGGUGCGAUGAUUUUGACUUGAUUUGGCUGGUGCUAUUUGUGCCUGAUUGGCAUUCUUCCUCAUUUUGUUUAGUUUUUUUUUUUUUUGUUGUGCUUUUCUUAUAACAACAAUUCUGCAAUUCUGUGCUCAGACCAUUGCUACCCCUUUCUGGGUGCAGUCUCAUAACCCGAAGCCUGUGCUUAACGUUUCACACAGUCCAACUUGUUGUGAAACCGGUGCUGCUUAAAUCAUAGGAAUCAAAAGCUCUUUUCUCUACUCUUAUCCGAGAAUACUUUUUUUUCCCUUCUAAACUGCUCUACCAUUCAUUCCAGAGUUCAGGCCUGUGUGUAAGUGUGUGUUGUAAUAAAGUAAGUUAACUAGAUUGAUCUGAUGUGACUUCUAGAGAUCUCCAACUACUCAGUACUCAGUGAGGAGGGGGUUGGCAAACUUUGGUAGUCUAGUUGUUGAUGGUCAGGUAAGAGCAGGUUGUUUUGUAAGUGUUUUAUUUUUGUUGCUUUUUCUUUGCGUGAUCAGAGCGAAAUCAGCCUCAUCCUAAGCUUUAUAGUUCCGAGGCGGUUGAAUAGACUACAGUGUGUUAUAACUUAGACGUGUAAUCAUUCUCUGUGAAGUGGAGGCUAUUUUUUAAUUGUGUAUGAUGAUCUUGAGCAGAGAAGAAAGUCCAUUGUUACAUUAGCAGCACUGAAAAGGUCUGUCUAUAUAUAAAUAUAAAAAAUAUAAGUAUAUAAUAUAGUCUUUGUUAAUGUUACCUGUUUGGAUUUGCCUGUUUGUGUUUGAUAUCUUUUAUUGACGUUUUGCUUUUAUUAUGACUUAAGAUCCGGAUGGUUUUAAUACAUGUUUAGACCAGUAACAUAAGGUGCUCUCCUACACUUUAAACAAGGACAAUGCAGCUACAAAUUAAUCCACACUUUUCAUAGUGUUGCCGAAUAAGUGCGAGCCGUUUUAAGAAAAUAAAAAAAAAAAAUAAAUAAAAUAAAAUAAAAAAUACUGCAGUGCAAGCCUGGCUUGUUUCACCUUCUGUGACCUCAAAAUUAAUUUGUCACAGAUAUCUUCGUAGCUUGGUAAUAAAAAAAAAAGAAAGAAAUUUAGCUGGAGAAAACAGCGCCAGUUUUAAAUAGAAAUCUCACAGUUAAUUAGCCUAGUGUAUAUUUACUCAGGUACAUGUGCAAGGUUAGAGUCGUACAUUUUAAAAGGCACUUGUGUUGGCAUGUCUUUGUGAUAGAGCGUACAUACUGUGAGGAUGCGUUUUUAGAAUCCCUCUAUAGUCUCAGGAAGAUCGCUUAUUGUUUUGUCUUCAUAGACAGUGUCUCAACCCUAAAGGGAAGGUUAGAAACAUUAGUCGUCUUCUCAGUGGGGUUUUCCAAAACAUUAAUUCACCCUCUUCUUUUCUUCCCCUUUACUAUUUCUCCAACUCACGUUUUUCGCUUUCUCCCCUCGUGUGCGUACUCUAUCCGUACCUGUUCCUAUCACACUAAAUGAUAAUGAUGAUCAUGGUUGUACGUAAAGAAAAUUGUAACUGCAUUGCUGUUGUAUUCAGACAUUUUCUUUUCAUUCUUUUCUCCACGCAGAACAGGAUAGGAUGAUGGUGCAAUAAGUCUUCACCAAGGUUCUACUCCUAAUUGCUGUCUUUUGGUGCUGGUUCUUUUAUCAAAUGAGAAAUGAACAGCUGUUUUAAAUUAAGACUAAAUCCUGUUUUAAAUAAAGACUAAAUCUCUCAGCUUUUGUUAUAACUUAAUAAAGUGUUUCUAAUAAAGCUUGAUUUGUAUUGACUCUUAA